GUGUGCGGAGGCUCGGUCCGCCCUGACCUGCGGGCAUUUUUUUGAAUUUGACAGCUGCGCAGGCCCUGUGCGGGCAGGAUGUGUGUGGGGACGCGCGGCCAUGAGCAUCUUUAUUUAGGUCUCUCCCCCUCACCUGCGUUCCCUCCUCCCUUCCAUUUAAAACCUGAACAGUUCCUCGUGAGAUCCAGCUCUGUCAAGAGAAAAAUGUUUGUUUCUUUGUGGGAGUUCUUCUAUGGGCACUUUUUUCGGUUUUGGAUGAAGUGGCUGUUACGACAGAUGACUGGGAAGUGUGAGCUGCAGCGGAUUUUUGAUGCCUAUGGGGGUGCCCAGAGGACACACAGAAUAGAAAAUUCCUUGACAUACUCUAAGAAUAAGGUUUUGCAGAAAGCGACGCGGGUUGCAGAGAGUGAAGUGGACCAGUGUGUGGAGGACAUAAUGAAGGAGAAGAGCAUCAGCCCCGAGAAGGAUGCCAGUUUUAAAAUCUGCAUGAGGACCUGCCUACUGCAGAUAACUGGCUAUAAACAGCUCUACUUGGAUGUAGAGAAUGUGAGGAAAAGGCCGUAUGAUUCUGAUAAUGCUCACCACGAGAAACUGCUCCUCAAGCUUUGGAAUCUUCUAAUGCCCACGAAGAAGUUGACGGCCAGGAUCUCCAAGCAGUGGGGUGACAUUGGUUUUCAGGGUGAUGACCCGAAAACGGACUUCAGAGGCAUGGGCAUACUCGGAUUAAUCAACCUCGUGUAUUUCAGUGAAAAGUAUACCAGUGAAGCUCACCAGAUCCUCUCCCGCUCAAAUCAUCCAAAAUUAGGGUAUUCUUAUGCAAUAGUUGGAAUCAAUCUCACAGAGAUGGCUUAUAGCUUACUGAAGAGUGAAGCUUUGAAGUUUCAUCUCUACAACUUUGUCCCUGGAAUACCAACAAUGGAACACUUUCACCAGUUUUAUUGUUAUCUUGUCUAUGAGUUUGACAAGUUCUGGUUUGAAGAAGAGCCGGAGAGCAUCAUGUAUUUCAACCUAUACCGGGAGAAGUUUCAUGAGAGAAUUAAAGGACUCCUAAUGGAUUGCAAUGUGGCACUCACUUUAAAAAUGUAGUCACCCAUAGGAUCUGCUAUUUCUACCACAUUUUGCACACACAACAGAAUUUAUAUGUUGUAAUAGAAAUUAUCUGAUCAAUUACACUCAUAUAUAAUUUCCUACAAAAAUACUUGAGAAAUUCUAUUUAAGAAUGCUAGUGGACAAUCAGUGUAUGUUUACAAUGGUUUAUACACUGUUCUCCAAAGGUCCCUUAUCCUUCCAAAGAUCCCUUCUGGAGCCACGUGAACUACAGUUUGGAACUUAGGACUUAGCCCGGUAGUGUAAAGUCAAAAUCAGGUAUUUAUAUCUGUCAGUUGGUUUUCAUUUCUAUGUCUUGUAGCUCUCAACUUGGUGUCAUGUUCAAAGCUCUUCCAGAUUGGUGUUUCAGUCUAGACAUGGGUGUUUUUCACCUGCUUCAUCGUCGUCUGUUGUCUAGGACUGCGUAGACCUUCAGGGCUGUCUGUGCGUCUCAGUCCCUUGUCAGAUGUCUCGGGGUAGCAGGGAGAGUGGAGGCUUGCCGGAGACGGCGAGAAUCAUGGCCUCGCUUUGGGAGCAUAAGAAAAGGAGAGGAUGAAAGUCUUGGUGCUUAGCCUUUUCUGCGUCUAAAGAACACACUUUCAAAGUGUUACGCUGAGGUGUAUGACAUUUACUCGUGGUCAGUAUUUGCAUUCCCUCAGUUAUAGAAAAGAACCUGAGGGCUGGAGAGGUGGCUCACUAGUUAAAAGCACUUGCUUGCAAAGCUUGACAGCCCAGGUUCAAUUCACUAGUCCCCACAUAAAGCCAGAUAAACAAAGUGGUACAUGAGUCUGGAGCUGUUGUGCAGUGGCUGGAGUUCUUGGUGCUGCCCAUAUUCACUCACUGUCUGUCUCUCUCUCUCUCUCAAGUAAAUAAAUAAUAUUCUAACAAAGUAAAGAACAGAACCUGACCCAGUGUUUUGCUGUGAGGACCUCUAUGAAAGGAGAUGUAUUUGCUCAGAAAAUCUUGAAUAUACUCCUAAAACAUUUUUUUUUAAGGUAAAGCUGUCUUGCCUGGCAUGGUGGCAGACACCUUUAAUCCCAGCAAUCUGGGAGGCAGAGGUAGGAGGAUUGCCAUGAGUUCGAGGC
Jaculus jaculus (lesser Egyptian jerboa) is the source of this 2171-nucleotide messenger RNA. It is a transcript of the gene Elmod2, whose product is annotated as ELMO domain containing 2. The record is from RefSeq and is a predicted model, not a curated record. NCBI's taxonomy places the organism in Eukaryota, Metazoa, Chordata, Mammalia, Rodentia, Dipodidae. The coding region runs from base 79 to 1086 and encodes 335 amino acids. The transcript has 9 exons. Gene Ontology annotation, molecular function: GTPase activator activity. Gene Ontology annotation, cellular component: membrane.